Molecule: messenger RNA, 1200 nt
Organism: Dujonia railenensis
Lineage: Eukaryota; Fungi; Ascomycota; Pichiomycetes; Serinales; Debaryomycetaceae
Source: the annotation of a GenBank genome assembly
AUGAAAAGGGUUCACCUGGCUACUAAAAGCGAUAUAGAAAUAGUAGCAAAUGAAAAUAGGGAUAGAAAAAGGGCCAGAAGGGGAUAUUUUUUGGACUUGCCAAACGAUCUCAUUUUCAGAAUACUCUCGCUCUUAUCUAGAAGUGAUGUGAUAAAGUUCAGCUGCAUGAAUCGACACUAUAGGUCAGAAUUGUCGCCCAUUAUUUUUAACAAGGUGAAGACUAAUUGGUAUGAGCUUAUACUGAAAAAGGAAGAGCCCCGGUUUGACUUAUUCUCGUUGCCUGAGUAUAUACGACUUGUAGAUUUCUAUUCAUACGGAGAAUGGCAGAUUGAUAUAUUCUCAAUACUUCAUUUGAGAUUCCCCCGAUUGACGCAUCUUCUGAUCAAUAGUGCCAACUCUUCAAAUUGGCUCAAAUAUCGGACUUCUAGUUAUAUUAAAGAGCUUUGUCUUUAUUACGAGAAGGGUCACAAUGAAACGCAGGACCUUCAGCAUGAACCCAAUCCCAAGAAUAUUCUUAAACUAAGUAGAACAGCUUCAAACAGUCCGCGUAUAUUUGACUUGGCACAUUUACAUGACUUUAAAUUGCUAACUAAAUUGCUGUUGGAUUCCUAUCAUUUCAAUUGGAGUGAGAGUGCUAAUAUUUGUUGUUCGUUACUAGAGUUGAACUUAUUGAAUUGCACUUGGGAAUAUCCGUUUACGCUAGCUCAGUUCAAUUUGAGCCGGAACUUGAAAUCUUUGAAACUCAAAUACAUUGAAAAUCAUCCAUUUAUCCUUCUGGAAAGGUUUGGUAAAUUUUUAGAAGAUCCAAAGGGAAAUGUAGUACUACGUGAUAGAGAAAGUGGGGGAGAGGGUGAAGUUGCUGAGUUAUCUUACUAUUCAUUGGACACUUUAGAAACGUUCUUGCUUUCUUUCGAUCAACACACCGAUUCUACAUGGAGGAAAUUGCUUCUGACGAAGCAAUUAAGUAAGUUUAAUUCACAAUCGUUUCCUAAACUAAAGAACCUUGAGCUCUCUGGAUUCCAGAUGAAUUUGGAGUCUUAUCGAAGUUUUACCAAAAUCCUAGAAGAUGAUUUCAGCCUACAUAGAUUAAAAUUAGCAAUUUGGGAUACUCUGAGAGAUACUACCAAUUCCACGAAGGAACAGUUCGUUCUAGUGGGGAAACUGGCCAUCGAAAAGUUUGGAUUAGAGCUACUCGAGUAA